AUGGACAACGAGAUACGACAAACCCCGCAAUCGCCGAACUUUGUUAGCAAUGAUUCUGGACACAAUAGGGAUAGCUGGAAAACUGCCCCAAGCUCACCAAAGGAAGACUGUAAAGUCAUGAUUGACGCUAUUACCGAGGAACGCGAAAACUCCACGAGCUACACAAGCAGCUCUGGCAAAUCACCGAACGCAUCUAGACAAGAGUAUAGCGAGAAGUUCGACCAUGCCGAACACAAUUCAGAUAUCGACGGCAUCGACUGGAGACCUGGCUUCAAGCAUCAGUUUCCAUGGAUCGGCUUUGCGGGGCUUAUGGUGAUCCUUGUGGCCACUGCCGGGGCUGUAGCCAUUCUGGUUUCCUCAAACAAGCAGCGAGUCAAAGACUGGCCAUUCACAGAAUUCACCGCCCAACCUAAUGUACUGCUCAACAUUGCGAACCAAGUCCAGAAUUUGGGGCUGAUUACAUUGAUUGGUCAGGGGUUGGCUAUCGCAUGGUGGAGGACAGCCUUGCGCGGAAGCUCACUCCGGAGACUACAUCAGAAUCAUGCGUAUUCUUAUAGCUUCUAUGCGAUUAUCACCUCCGGCAGACACUUCAACAUCAUCGCUCUCGCCGCUCUUAUGACGAAAUUCGCCGUUGUCGACAGUACUCUCUUCCAGAAAGCGACAAAGACCAUCGUAACCCAGCAAAAGGAAUACGCCAACGUCAACAUGACUGCAUGGAUCGAGACAGAUUGGGUAGCGAAAUCUGGUGGGAUUCCCGGAAAAGACGGCUCCAUCAAGACUGUUGAUGCGACAUGGGCUAGUGUACUGAGAGCGUACAAUGGCAAGAUCGCGAAUGGCAAGGUGCACGAUACCCUUAAGGACUACGCGUCUUUCUUCGAUUGUCCUUAUCGACAAGAGUGCAGCGGCGCUGUGGAGGGUCUCGGCUUCAUGUUCGAUUGUACCAGCCAAUACGAGAACGUGGACUAUGGAUUACAACGGUCAGAAGGACCAGAGAACAUCAACACAUCUUACCCGUUGUGGGAUGUCAACUUCACACCGUCUUGGGUGACCGAAACAAAGCCAUACGCCACCAUUACUCUCGAGAUGCUAUAUGUUGACAGUCGAGCUGGAGAGAAUGAGCACUCUUGUCCCGGUACAAAGACUAUACGUACAUGCGACAUUGUGCCCGCCGUCGUCCAGUAUCCCGUCACUGUCAUGAUACCAAGCCAAGAAGAAUUGGAGGGCAAGAACAUUGUCACACAUGUCAAAUUCUUUAACGCAAACGAUUCCAUACCUGUUGGUACCGAUAUCAGUGGUAUCGAACAAAUCGACGGCAUUAAAGUAACCCGCCAUGUCAAUCUCACAGAGCAAUUCAACGAGACUUCUACUGUCGGUGCUCUAGCCUACAUCAUGAACAAUCUCUACAAGUCUCGGGCAGAUCUCAACUACGAAAGUGGAUGGGAGAUCGACUCUCAAGGCGCUUCGGCUCCAACUACAUUUUACGCCGACUCGGAUGAGCCAGAAAAGGAUCGCUGUUGGUACAACAUUGACAAGUCCGGUGAAGUUGAUCCUACCAUCGAAAUCUUGCGCAAACUCAACACCCUAAGUUUUGUAACCGCGUUAUACAUUAAAGGCGCACCUACAACCGACAAAUCUCUACGCGCCGGCCUGGGCAUGGCCAACCAAACAAUUGAGGCGUCUGUCACGGGCAUCGUAGAAGAAUAUCUCACAUCCUUCGCCUACGUCGGCGGCGCCCUCGCAGCAACCUUCGUCACCGUCAUGCUCGUUCUACCCGUAUACUGGGGCUUCUGGCAACUCGGUCGCAAAGUCACCCUUGGUCCACUUGAGAUCUCACAGGCCUUCGGUGCGCCCAUCAUCGCGCCUGACAAGACGAAAGCGUAUCACGGCGACUUCGAUCAGGUGCUUGAGGAUGUUGGGAAGAGGAGAGUACAGUAUGGGCAACUCAAAGAUGCGCCGCCGGGACAGAUGGGGCUUGCGGAGCCGGAGAGGAUCGUGGUGCCGAAGGCUAGUCACCGAUGGCGGGUUAGUGGUCAGAGGGAGAAUAGGAGGAUUGGACUUGGGGCGGUCAUUGGGGGCGUCGUUGCUGCAACCAUUUCGGGGAAUACAAGGAAUUGA
Molecule: messenger RNA, 2115 nt
Organism: Alternaria atra
Lineage: Eukaryota; Fungi; Ascomycota; Dothideomycetes; Pleosporales; Pleosporaceae
Exons: 2
Coding region: 1-2115 (704 amino acids)
Source: RefSeq, a predicted model, not a curated record